Molecule: messenger RNA, 1402 nt
Organism: Saprolegnia parasitica CBS 223.65
Lineage: Eukaryota; Oomycota; Saprolegniomycetes; Saprolegniales; Saprolegniaceae
Exons: 9
Coding region: 46-1368 (440 amino acids)
Biological process (GO): regulation of angiogenesis
Cellular component (GO): cytoplasm
Source: RefSeq, a predicted model, not a curated record
CAAAGAUCGCACCGCCUGUCUGACCCAUGAAACUCAUCUUCCGAGAUGGCGAGUGAGCAUCUCCGGGUCGUGACCGAGGCCGUGCUGCGGACGCCCGAGCUGCCCGAGCCGCCGGUGCCGGAGCCGCCGAAAUGGAAGGCGAAGGGCUCGAUCAAAACCAAGCUCCAUGCGGUGCAGACGUACCUCAACGCGCUCGAGUACAACUACACGGGGAAGCUCUACUUUAACGUCAACAAGCACCGAAGCUACAAGAGCAUUUACGGUACGGCCAAGGAGAUCAUGGCGGAGGCGCUGCCGAUCCAGUGCCUCGAGGCUGUCUUUGUCGCUGCCUACUUGACAGCGCAUGGCAUGCCCGAGUACGAAGGCAUGAACCCAAGCCAUCAGAUCGAGCGCGUCCCGAUCAGCUUCAAGUCGACGUCCGGUGGCAGCGUCUUUCGUCACAUCGUUCUCGGCGUCAAGCACCAGCACCUUUGGGGCGCGCUGGGCUUGAGUCGCAACCCUUCCCUCAUGAACAAAGAUCUCAAGUACAAGCAUUUUAGCGAGCUGCUCGCUGACUACGUCGAGAACUUUUCAAAGUGCCACCACACCGUGACCAAGAUCUACGUCGGGUUUCCAUUCAGCCACGAUAUUCACUCGUCCGAGAAGGUGCAGUGGCGGGUGCUCAAUAUCAAGAUCAGCGAGCAUCCGUGGGACGCGGUCGCCGGGCAAUUUGAUCUCUUUCUGCGCGAGUCGUCCGAGAUUAUGAGCCACCUCCAUCGUGUCGGGGAGCUCCCAGAGAGCUUUGCCGACAAGUAUCCACUACACAAGCCGCCAAAAAAAGGGUCGCACCCCCGCAGCCACCACCGAUCGAGUGAGAGCGAGGGAUUCGGGCAGCAAGACGACGGCGAAGCGUCGCCGCCCGUCACACUCGACGAGCCGAUGGCCCCCGUGGUGGACACGCGCCUUGUGCUCUUGCGCCCCGCACCGGCGAGCAUCGUCUUCAAGCGCCUCGCGUCGACGUCGACCGACUUGGUGGCGUUCCAGCCGGCCAACAUCUACCUCCACAACGAGUCGCCGUUCGUACUUCAGGUGGACGUGACCCCCGGCGCCUACCUCCUCGUUGUCGGCAAGCCACUGAUCAAGACCCAAGGCGACAUCAAGCUCGACCAGCCGUACUGCCGCUUCGUCUUGCAGCCGAGGUCGAUCGCGUCGGUGGGACUGCGCUUCGUUCUGCCAACGGCCGCAGACGAGAGCGCCAAGAAGGCGGCGCUUGGCAUGAGCUACGUCGCGUUGGACCCUGUCCAGCACAACGCCCCCGUCGUCGACGACCAAAUCGCGCAAACCACGCACCUCACCGCGUCGCUCUCGUACCCCUAUGAAUGGGACUAGCUACAAGAUGCACAUGUCGCUUCAUCGAUACCAA